AUGCAAAGAGAUGCUAUUCACCUUCGGCGCUUUUCCUCCGGACGUCUCGGGUAUGCCACGCGUCCCCUGUCAACAGAGCUUCCCCCUCCCAAGCGCAAUCUCUCCCCCGUCACUCAUUGUCCAGUUCGAGCGGGCAGUUUGGUCAUAGCUCCAGCGAUGAUCUCACCUCUGGGCAGCUUCUUUCGCUUCAGUCGGAAAGGAGGUCGGUUAACGACAGCGUUUGUGCAACGGCGGACACACAACGCUAAUCAAAGUCGCUCAACGCUUGCGACUUUGACCGGUCACACAAUCCCAUUAUUCUGGCACGGUUGUCUUACCAGACGUCGUCCGAACAGACUCUACCAACCGUUCUUGCCUUUUGGAACUGCACCCACCCGACGACCACUCUUCCCGCCAAGCUUGGCUUCCCGCCAUAACGUGCCCAAAUAUGAUCGAUCCCGCGGAUACGACGCGGCGGCGGCGAAAAGCGGUACGGGACACGACUCAAAAAUAUGGAGCAGAAUCUCUGCCAUCGGUCUAGAUCAUUGCGGGUCAUCCGUUGAGUACAUGAGUACCGUCUUUCUGGCCCAGCCGUGGUGCCUCUUCCGUUCCCCUGGGGAGCCUGGGAGGGGGUGGCCUGCGAUCGCCCGCUGUCAACAUCGUGAGGAACUCGCAAAAAACAGGUUUUAUCCCCUGCACCUGCUUCUGCCCGGUGGACACCUGAUGAGGCUGAAAUGUUUCAUCAUUGGACCUCGACCGCAUUGGCACUUCACUCUUACUGCAUUGUGA
Messenger RNA from Colletotrichum abscissum, 768 nucleotides. RefSeq lists its product as uncharacterized. The transcript has a single exon. The record is from RefSeq and is a predicted model, not a curated record. NCBI's taxonomy places the organism in Eukaryota, Fungi, Ascomycota, Sordariomycetes, Glomerellales, Glomerellaceae. The coding region runs from base 1 to 768 and encodes 255 amino acids.